CACCCUUCUUCCAUCUUCAACCUCUGGAUCUGUGUGUAUAUAUACACCUUCGACGACAGCUCGUCACUCUAUACCCAAUUUAUCAAUCGAAUUUCCAUCUCUUCAUUGGUUUUCUGUUUUUCUAAUAUUUGGGGUUUUCUAAAGCUGUCAUCCAUGGCGUCCUUCAAGGCUUCGCUUUUGCUCAGUUCCAUCGAUGGUGACUAUUCCAGAGAUGCUGCUUUCGGACAGAACCGUCGAGGGGCCGGUGCGGUUCAUGUUAUUGUGGGCCCCAUGUUCGCAGGGAAGUCCACUGCUCUGCUUCGCCGGAUCAAAUCGGAGAUCAGCGAUGGACGAAACGUUGCGAUGAUAAAAUCGAGCAAGGAUACAAGAUAUGCGAAGGAUUCGGUGGUCACACACGAUGGAAUCAAAUUCUCUUGCUGGGCUUUGCCAGAUCUUAUGUCGUUUGCUGAGAAGUUUGGAGAUGAUGCUUAUUCCAAGCUUGAUGUGAUUGGAAUCGAUGAGGCUCAGUUCUUUGGAGAUCUUUACGAUUUCUGCUGCAAGGUUGCUGAUGAAGAUGGAAAAACAGUGAUUGUAGCAGGCCUAGACGGCGACUAUUUGAGAAGAAGCUUCGGUUCCGUUCUUGACAUUAUACCGAUCGCUGAUACAGUGACAAAGUUAACUGCCCGGUGUGAGCUUUGUGGCCAUAAGGCUUUCUUCACUCUGAGAAAGACCUGUGACACUCAGACAGAACUGAUAGGUGGAGCUGAUGUCUACAUGCCUGUAUGUCGCCAGCAUUACAUCAAUGGCCAAGUUGUCAUCAAAGCUACAAAGAAAAUAUUGGAAACUGACAUUGCCGAACCCGAAACCCUCAAGGAGACUCUUGCUGCAGCCUAACUCUAGUUGUUGUCAUAGAAGAAACAUUAUGGUCUUUCUUGAUUUUAGUCUGUGUUUCACUUUACUCAUCUGGGUUUCUCUCUUUUUCUUCAGAAAACAUUUUUUAUACUACCUUGAUGUAUAUACAGUGAAGUAUGAUGAAUUCAAAAUGCGGCUUUGUUAUCUACAAGCUGUUGGUACA
Messenger RNA from Tarenaya hassleriana, 1054 nucleotides. Its product is annotated as thymidine kinase a-like. Gene Ontology annotation, molecular function: ATP binding; thymidine kinase activity. The transcript is spliced from 4 exons. Bases 154 to 873 code for a protein of 239 amino acids. The record is from RefSeq and is a predicted model, not a curated record. Lineage: Eukaryota; Viridiplantae; Streptophyta; Magnoliopsida; Brassicales; Cleomaceae. Gene Ontology annotation, biological process: thymidine metabolic process.